This is a messenger RNA of Notolabrus celidotus (New Zealand spotty), 987 nucleotides long. RefSeq names its product gap junction Cx32.2 protein-like. Gene Ontology annotation, cellular component: connexin complex. The transcript is spliced from 2 exons. Lineage: Eukaryota; Metazoa; Chordata; Actinopteri; Labriformes; Labridae. Gene Ontology annotation, biological process: cell communication. The coding region runs from base 32 to 796 and encodes 254 amino acids. The record is from RefSeq and is a predicted model, not a curated record.
UGACUGAAGACGACUCUUUAAUCAGGUCAUCAUGGGGGAGUGGUCCUUUCUGUCUGCCCUGUUGGACAAGGUCCAGUCUCACUCCACGGUGGUGGGGAAGGUAUGGAUGAGCGUCCUCUUCCUCUUCAGGAUCUUCAUCCUGGCUGCCGGCGUCGACACGAUCUGGGGCGAUGAGCAGGGGAACAUGGACUGUAACACAAGGAGCCCCGGCUGCAGGAAUGCCUGCUACGACUACUCCUUCCCCCUAUCCCAUACACGCUUCUGGGUCCUCCAGAUUCUCACCGUGUCCACUCCCACGCUCAUCUACCUGGGCCAUGUGCUGCUAGUGAUCCGCAGAGAGAACAAGCAGAGGAGACGCCUGGAGCAGAAGCUUGGUGAGAAAGCGAUGAUGAAAACUCCAAAGUAUUCAAACGAACACGGCAAAGUGGAGCUGAAAGGAGUCCUGCUGUUCAGCUACAUAAUGCAGCUUCUGCUGAGGGUCCUCCUCGAGGUCGCCUUCCUCGUAGGCCAGUACUUCAUUUACGGCUUCUUCUUCAUGCCUGCAAAGAUUACAUUUUCAGACUACCCCUGUCCUUCCCCGGUGGACUGCUUCAUCAGUCGGCCCACAGAGAAAACCAUCUUCAUCAUCUUCAUGAUGGCGAUGGCGGUUCUCUCAGUGAUCCUCAACAUCGUGGAGAUGUUCCACCUGAUGAUCUCGAAGCUGCAUGAGAAGAGACGCAGGAGCUUGGUUCCCUCAGAGAUGUACCCCCUCGACAAACCGAACCAGCACUCCAGUGAGAGAACCACACCGUGUUAAAGGACUCAGAGCAGAGACAUUAAGACAGAUCCUGAACCUGACUUAUCUCUGAGGUUCUUGGAUUGUGUCUAGGUCAGAGGGGGAGGGAUCUUUGCCUGCUGUUAUGAAGUUUGAACACAGUAUAAUACAGUUGAGGUCAAAAUGAUUAGCCUCCAUGAAAAUGAUCAGUAACAACAAGUGUUUAUAGUUUA